Molecule: messenger RNA, 5807 nt
Organism: Perognathus longimembris pacificus (Pacific pocket mouse)
Lineage: Eukaryota; Metazoa; Chordata; Mammalia; Rodentia; Heteromyidae
Gene: Clcn5
Product: chloride voltage-gated channel 5
Exons: 13
Coding region: 159-2609 (816 amino acids)
Biological process (GO): chloride transport; transmembrane transport
Cellular component (GO): membrane; Golgi apparatus; synaptic vesicle
Molecular function (GO): voltage-gated chloride channel activity
Source: RefSeq, a predicted model, not a curated record
UCGCCUUGGUAUCUUGCAGAACAUAGGACCACACAGCUGUGUUUCCAUCUACACACCAUUCACUAGUGAGCCAAGCUUACCAUUGUCUUGGGGGGACUCCAGGAAGCAGUGCAGCAGCAGGAGCCAGUGACCCCAGCAUAGGAGAAGAUAAGUUCAAGAUGGCCAUGUGGCAGGGAGCCAUGGAUAACAGAGGCUUUCAGCAAGGGAGUUUUAGUAGCUUCCAGAGCAGCUCUAGUGAUGAAGACUUGAUGGAUACACCUGGGACCGCAAUGGACUUCUCCAUGAGAGAUGAUGUUCCUCCCUUAGACCGAGAAAUAGAAGGGGACAAAUCAUACAAUGGUGGAGGAAUAGGUUCUUCAAAUAGGAUCAUGGAUUUCUUGGAGGAACCAAUCCCUGGUGUAGGAACCUAUGAUGAUUUCAACACAAUUGAUUGGGUGAGAGAGAAGUCUCGAGACCGUGAUAGGCACCGAGAGAUUACCAAUAAGAGUAAAGAGUCAACAUGGGCCCUAAUUCACAGUGUGAGUGAUGCUUUUUCCGGAUGGCUGUUGAUGCUCCUUAUUGGGCUUUUAUCAGGUUCCUUAGCUGGGCUGAUAGACAUCUCUGCUCAUUGGAUGACAGACUUAAAAGAAGGUAUCUGCACUGGUGGAUUCUGGUUUAACCAUGAACACUGUUGCUGGAACUCUGAUCAUGUCACCUUUGAAGACAGAUACAAAUGUCCAGAGUGGAAUAGCUGGUCCCAGCUUAUCAUUAGCACAGAUAAGGGAGCCUUUGCCUACAUAGUGAAUUAUUUCAUGUAUGUCCUCUGGGCUCUUCUAUUUGCCUUCCUUGCUGUAUCUCUUGUCAAGGUGUUUGCACCUUAUGCCUGUGGCUCUGGAAUCCCUGAGAUAAAAACUAUCUUGAGUGGUUUCAUUAUUAGAGGCUAUUUGGGUAAGUGGACCCUGGUCAUCAAAACCAUCACCUUGGUGCUGGCAGUGUCAUCUGGCCUGAGCCUGGGCAAAGAGGGACCCCUAGUUCAUGUGGCUUGCUGCUGUGGGAACAUCUUGUGCCACUGCUUCAACAAAUACCGUAAGAAUGAAGCCAAGCGCAGAGAGGUCUUGUCAGCUGCAGCAGCUGCUGGCGUAUCUGUAGCCUUUGGGGCACCUAUUGGUGGAGUGUUAUUCAGCCUGGAAGAGGUCAGCUACUAUUUUCCACUGAAAACCUUAUGGCGUUCCUUCUUUGCUGCCCUAGUAGCAGCAUUUACUCUACGCUCCAUCAAUCCAUUUGGGAACAGCCGCCUAGUUCUAUUUUAUGUGGAGUUUCACACUCCAUGGCAUCUCUUUGAGCUUGUGCCAUUCAUUCUAUUAGGCAUAUUUGGUGGCCUGUGGGGAGCUCUGUUUAUCCGCACAAACAUUGCCUGGUGUCGGAAACGUAAGACCACACAGUUGGGCAAAUAUCCCGUUAUAGAAGUACUCAUUGUGACAGCCAUCACUGCCGUCCUGGCCUUUCCUAAUGAAUACACCCGAAUGAGCACAAGUGAGCUCAUUUCAGAGCUGUUCAAUGACUGUGGCCUUCUGGACUCCUCCAAGCUGUGUGAUUAUGAGCAUCACUUCAACACAAGCAAGGGUGGCGAGCUGCCUGACAGACCUGCUGGCGCGGGAGUCUAUAGUGCCAUGUGGCAGCUGGCUUUGACACUCAUACUGAAAAUUGUCAUCACUAUAUUCACCUUUGGCAUGAAGAUCCCUUCUGGCCUCUUUAUCCCUAGCAUGGCUGUUGGUGCUAUAGCAGGUCGACUUUUAGGAGUAGGAAUGGAGCAGUUGGCUUAUUAUCAUCAUGACUGGGCCAUCUUCAAUAGCUGGUGUAGUCAGGGAGCGGAUUGUAUCACCCCUGGCCUUUAUGCCAUGGUUGGGGCUGCAGCCUGCUUAGGUGGGGUGACUCGGAUGACUGUUUCUCUUGUUGUCAUAAUGUUUGAACUUACUGGUGGCUUGGAAUAUAUUGUGCCUCUGAUGGCUGCAGCCAUGACAAGCAAGUGGGUAGCAGAUGCUCUUGGGCGUGAAGGCAUCUAUGAUGCCCACAUCCGUCUCAAUGGAUACCCCUUCCUUGAAGCCAAAGAAGAGUUUGCUCAUAAGACCCUGGCAAUGGAUGUGAUGAAACCCCGGAGGAAUGAUCCUUUAUUGACUGUCCUUACUCAGGACAGUAUGACCGUGGAGGAUGUGGAGACUAUAAUUGGUGAAACUACUUACAGUGGCUUCCCAGUGGUAGUGUCCCGGGAAUCUCAAAGACUUGUAGGCUUUGUUCUCCGGAGAGACCUCAUUAUUUCAAUUGAAAAUGCUCGAAAGAAACAAGAUGGGGUUGUGAGCACCUCCAUCAUUUAUUUCACUGAGCAUUCUCCUCCAAUGCCACCUUACACUCCACCCACCCUGAAGCUUCGGAACAUCCUGGAUCUCAGCCCCUUCACUGUGACUGACCUUACACCCAUGGAGAUCGUAGUGGAUAUUUUCCGCAAGCUGGGACUGCGGCAGUGCCUAGUUACCCACAAUGGGCGAUUGCUUGGAAUCAUUACCAAAAAGGAUGUGCUAAAGCAUAUAGCACAAAUGGCAAACCAAGAUCCUGAUUCCAUUCUCUUCAACUAGAAUCAUGGGUUGUUCUGGAUUUAAAACAGGAAGGACAUUGCAGACCAUGGAUAUAUUUUAUUAACUGGGUACCCAAAACACAUUUCCCAUAUUUGAAUGGUGAAGUCCUAAUUAGUGUGUUGUCUCUUUCCUACAAGUUAACCAGUUGCACUACAUAAUCUCUGGAAAUUAAUCUUCUCUUUAGGAGAAAAUACAGUUAGGCUUCUGUGAUCUUUGCAUUAGGAAGAUUUUGUGAAAGAGUAUACAAGAUUGUUAUGGUUUAAUUAUAUUUGCUUUUAAGUAUUUUUUAAUUUUAAAAAUAACUGUUAGCCAAUAUGAAACCCCUGAAAACUAUGCAAGAAAAAAUCCAGCCGUCCUGACAUACAGCCUACAGGAAAUUCAUGAGAAAGUCGCAUUUGGGGGUGGAAGGAAACCUGUCAUUGGUGGAAGAUGAAGUGUAAACUUAAGAGGCUUUGCUUUUUCAAACUACAGAAAGGAAAGCCAGAAGGAAAAAAAAUAGUCAUGGUAUUUUCUAGACUGUGAAGAUUAAGUUCAAAUGUUAUCCUUGUUUCUGUUACAACAUUUAGCAUUAUUACUUUGUUAUGUCUGUAUGUGUAUGUUCAUUUUACUUUCUAAUUAUAAGAGAAUGCUGCUUUGGUUAAUCUCCUCUAAAUGAAUUUAGAGAGGUUGACUUUUAUAGCUUGCUUGUUCCUGGUACUCUUUUGAAGUGCACAAAGAUAAGUUAUAUAGCUUUCUCCUGGUCUGCAAAAAAGGGUAAAUUUCCAGAUGCUAUUUGUUAGCUAGUAGACAGGGACUUUGCCAUGCAUUUGUUAGUUGUGAGGAAUGAUUUUUUUUUGUUUUCCAGAUUCCUUGAAACAAUUAGUAAAGUUUUAAGCAAAGUCAAUGACUAGGAAUUUCACAUUUUUGUGAGGUCCUAACUUUGUCUUACCCAGAUGCCGCCUCCACAAGUGAUGGUGCUUUAGGCUUCUGGAAUAUGUAAGAACAGUAAAGGGAAUCAAGUCUAGACUGCACACUGGUAAACCAGGGAAGACUAAAGUGUUGCAUCGGCAUCCUCAUGCAUUCCUUUGUAAAGACCACCAGUACUAAAAUACCUGGGCAUUCAUGCUCCUCCCAGUGAUAAAUAUGUUUAACGGGCCAGUGUUGUCCUCAUGAACAUGAAUUAAGCUUGGAAUACUUUGGAAUAUAUUGAAGUGUUGGAAUAGGAUAGGCAUCUAUGACUCCUUUGAUGGUCCUUAGAAUUCUAAAUAAAAUGCAGAGCCAUCCUAAGACCCCAGGGGUACAGACAAGGCCUGGUGACACCAAAGGUGCUUGUAUCCAAUUGAAAAGGUGCCUGUCUCAAUUUCCUACCACAUUUAUUGCAAUUAAAAACAAAUCACACUAUAGGGACACCUGGUGGAAUUAAAGAGCCACCACCACCAUUCCAACCACUGUUUUAUUUUCUAGAGUUUUAUCCCUGUGCAAUUACUCCCCUUCCAUUUUCCCCUUCUCUCCCCUCAGUACUGAGUCUUCUCUUUGCAAUUGAGUACUAUGCCUGGUGAAUCAUUCCUUAUAACAAAAGGGAGCAAUUAGGGCUAGUUAAAUUGCAAGCCAAGGCUCAGAAGUCGUAAACACAUGGACUAGACUACACACAGCACUUUUUUUUGCCAUGUGGCCCAGUUGCUGCUACUAUGUCUCCCCCCGCCCCAUCUGCUCCCAGAUGCCCAUAGCAGUGAGGCUAUGUUAUCAGGGGUGAGUGUUCAGCCUUGUCCCUUUUACAAGUCUGUUCCCAGGACUUCCUGUCAUCUUUCCAGGCCAGAAGCAGCAGUCACUUGGCCCAUUCCCCUGUACCCACUCUCCCACCCCCAAACACUCCAUUGUACCUCAUUUUAAAAGUUAUUCAUUCCCCAAGUCUAGGACUUCUUAGUACUAGUUUUUUUUUUCUAAAAUCUGAAAAUCUUUUAUUGCCCAAAGCUGAGUAGCUAAGGAUUAUUCUUUUAUUUUUAUCUUUAAACUAUUAAGCAACCUCUCCCCCCCCACCUUUAUCCUUUGAUGUAUUAUCAGUCUAGCAUUUUUAAUGAGGGAAAAAAAUUUCAGGGUACACAGUAUCAUAGUUGUGGCUUAGUAAUUUUCUGUCCUUUGUCCCUUCCAUAUGUAUCACUUGAGAUGUUCCUAUGAGAUGAGACUCCUUGCUUGACCACUCUACAUAGUAUGUAUACAUCAAGGUUCUUAUCUGUAUAGUUUUGGUUCAGUGCCUAUCCUCAUUAGCUGUCCUUACCCACAAAAGUUUGCAAAACUGGAAACAUUACAUGCCUGGUAUCUGAUAGCAAAGGAGAGGUUUAUUCGUAUUUUGUAGUUCAGCAGCAACACAGAGGGAGUCCCGUUUGCCUUUGUUUCUUCUUGGCUCUGUUCUUGAUUUUAGACAGAUGAGCCAGUGUUAAGGUGCUACUUCAGAAAAUACAUUCAAGAAAUCAGACAACACUGUGCCAAGGUAUACUUUCUAGAUGUUAAGCACCAAUUGGCCCUCCCGAGAAUGACAAUAUUCCUUUGAUACCUCAUUCCUGAUAGAUCACAUUCAUUAACCUCAGCUUCUCAGGAAUCCUUUGUAGCUUGUAUGCUAGAUGUAGAUAUAGUGUCCACUCCAUGUCCAAUCCUAUGGUUUGGUUGGAAGGUUGGCUAGUUGUGGCUGGUGUAUUCUUAUAGGACUGCUAGCUCAGCACUUGACACUCAGAGGAUUCUAUCUUGAGGUCAAGGAAAGUAUUCUUCCUGCCAUUACAGUUCUAGCAAUGAGACAUCCUUUUAUCCCCUUUUUAUGUGCUGGGCCUGGGGCUUAAACUCGGGUCCUAGGCGCUGUUCCUGACCUCUUCAUUCAAGGCUAGUGCUCUGCCACUUUAGCUAAAACUGCACUUCCUGCUUUUUGAGGUAGUUUAUUGGAGAUAAGAGUUUCAUGGAGUUUCCUGCAUGGGCUGGCUUAGAACUGUGAUUCUCAGGUCUCAACCUCUUGAGUAGCUAGGAUUACAAGUGUGAACCACUGGCACCCUGCAGAGACAUUCUUAAACCUCAAACAAAGUCAAUAUACGGAGGGGUGACUGUAGCGCUACAUACCUCAAUGGCCAAAGCUAGAUAGUCUAUUUUGGCAUGAGAAAAGAAAAUUGCCUGAUACAAGGAACGGUUUAGAAAAGAAUGCCAAUAAGUACUUCAAGAGAGUUUGGAUUUUCUAAG